UGCUUUCAAGACGUGGGGUAUCGUCUAGCGUGUUGGGGAUUAUUAAGUUCAUAGUUGGAGUUAUCUACACCCUGUAGUAAGGUAUUUAAAUCAAAGCCAGAUUUAUCCUUCGUGAAAUUCUCAACAACUAAACUCUAGAACAGAGACAUUAGGAGCUAAAGGAAUGUUUACUACAUGGGCAGUGUGCAUUUUAUUUGUUCUACCGCUCAUAGAUAUUGGGAAUGGAGCCUUUGAUGAUCAUUUAGCAAUGGAUUUUAAUAUCAAUCAAAACUACUCAGCUAAUUUUAGUGAAGUAUCGCAAAAGGAGAGACACAAAUCUGAACGAUUGAACGAAAGUGUAGACGAAACGAAAACUGAAGGGACAGGAAUCAUGUGGGCAGAACAAACUGGUGAUAAGUCUGCAGAGGAAAUAUAUGUGGACCCUAAUCCUACAGUACAACCAAAAUACAACAGCCUUCCAAACACAAAGCCCAACCGAAACAGAUUUGUAACGCCUAAUCUCCAAAACCAACAGCAGCAUCCUACAGCAUUUCCACAGCCAAAUACAGCUCAAAUUAACGAUCUACAAGUUACCCCUUACGCAAGUCUAAUUCAAGCACAGGAAGGUCCUGACUUGCUACAUAAACGCAGUAGAAACAUAAAAAUAUCUGAUAAAAUUGUAGGAGGCGUUACAAACAUACAUUCAGAAGAAACAGUUACCAGGCCUAAUUUUAUACAAAGUAAUGAGAUUGAGCCUCCGAUAUUGAUGGAUGAUUCUUCAGCAUCCAGCAGUGAAAUGGGUGGUGUUUCAAAGAAUGUGUAUCUUGAGAUGAAAGAUGAAGUAUUACUUGAUCGUGAUAGAAGAUCUUAUGCUGACUUCUCAAAAAAUCAGUAUGGAUCUGGGGUGUUGCAAGUCAGGGCUGAGUUUAGGCUUACUCCAGUUUAUAAAAAUACAACAAAAAGUAUAACAGAUUUUCUGACGAAUCAUAUAAUCCCCUUUAUAAAGAAUAUGUCUAAUCAGCCGUUCACAGAUGUAGAAAGUUUUUCUUCAAACUUAAUUAAUGUAAUUGAGAGCUACACAGAAGUAGAAGUAGAUAUUCAACUUAGGUCUAAAGAAGAUGGCUAUUUAUCUGAAGAUGAUAGGCUGGUUCGCCUUGCUCUAGCCACAGCAUUCAAAAACUUAACCACAUUAUUGAAUUACAGUGUCAGUCAUAAAAGCAUAGCAAAUAUAACUGAUGUAAUGGUUUCAUAUUCUUGCAUAUCUUGUAAAUCAAAUGAGGUCUGCAUUCAAAAUAGCCCCACCGAUGAUGUAUGGAAUUGCAUGUAUGAGAAAUGA
This is a messenger RNA of Physella acuta, 1315 nucleotides long. RefSeq lists its product as uncharacterized. Lineage: Eukaryota; Metazoa; Mollusca; Gastropoda; Physidae. The record is from RefSeq and is a predicted model, not a curated record.